Molecule: messenger RNA, 1554 nt
Organism: Trichoderma harzianum CBS 226.95
Lineage: Eukaryota; Fungi; Ascomycota; Sordariomycetes; Hypocreales; Hypocreaceae
Exons: 7
Coding region: 1-1554 (517 amino acids)
Biological process (GO): regulation of gene expression
Cellular component (GO): nucleus
Molecular function (GO): protein binding
Source: RefSeq, a predicted model, not a curated record
AUGAGCCAAGAGCUGGAGGCCAUCUUCAGAGAGCUUGGUAUCGCCCAGUACCUCGACACGUUUGUUGAGCAAGGCUUUGAUACUUGGGAUACCAUUCUCGAUAUACAAGAGUCUGAUCUUGAUGCUUUAGGCGUCAAGCUGGGCCAUCGCAGAAGACUUCAGCGGCGAAUUGCCAACGCAAGGGGAAUCGAUCCCAGUAUCUCGCUCUCAUCAAUAAAAUCCACCUCGGAAGAAUCAAAACACGAUGGAGCUCAUAAAAAGAGAGAGCCUCCUAACCACGGCGGAGACAUUAUUGUAGUUCCGAAACGCAAAUAUCGGCGACACCCCAAGCCCGAUGAGAAUGCACCUGAACGACCGAUGUCCGCAUAUGUGCUUUUCUCUAAUAAGUUGAGGGAAAACUUGAAAGGGGACCGCAGUCUUUCGUUCACAGAAAUAGCUAAGCUGGUCGGAGAAAACUGGCAGAGCCUCCCAUUAGCAGAGAGGGAGAUAUAUGAAGCGCAAGCAAGAGCCAGCAAAGAGCGGUACUAUCGGGAGAUGGCAACCUAUAAGGAGACGCCGGAAUACCGCAAGUAUAUGGAAUAUCUCGAAGAAUUCAAUGAGAAGCAAGCCAAACCCAAUCAAGGCCACGAGGACGCGAAACGAGCAAGACUCGAGAAGAAUGAACUUUUGCACGGGAGUAGUAGUGCCGGAAGUAGCACCGUGGGCAGCAGCAUAGCGAUGGGUGGCUCAACCUCAACUGCCAGUGGUAGCAGCAGUGAGAGAAUGCGUGAAAGUGAAUCUCGAGAGCCCCCGAAUCUUCGGCAUAACAGUGGGAACUCGAUCUUGUCUGUGUCGGACUCGCAGCAUUCCUCGUUAGCCUCAAUGCCAUCUCCAUCGGCGACACACUUUGACGUUGACAUAUCCGCGAAAAAUAAGUCACGCCACUUGCGACGAGGCUCCUCGUCAUUAAGAGGAAUAACACACCAAGCCGAUGUACCACAACCAUACUUACCAUCACUUUCGGAUAUGUUGGCCCCGGGACAACGGAAAACAAGCGGCCCGGUGACUAAAAAUGCCGGGUUUAUGCAUGGCUUUGCAACAGCUAACCCCAGAAUGCCUGUAUCUCACGGAACACACUCGUUGCCACUCGCUCCAGUACCGCCACUCUAUCAUGAGACGUCCUCCAGUGGCAGCAGCGUACCGACAACGUCAAGCAGAGUUAGUCGGAAAUUGAGCGAUGGUCAUCUGUCAAUCCAUGCACUAUUGUCAGACCAUGAUCAAACUCCCCACCACAGAGAUGAGAGCCCGUCGUAUACGACUAGCUACGUUGCUAGUCCAGUUGAGCGAGGGAGGCCAACCUUUGGACAAUUCCAGGGUCCUAAGGGAUACGGAUUCCAGACAGCUUCCUCUGCCUUUCAAAACAUGAAAGUCGAGGAGACAAGCGAUGGCGAUGUGCUGAUGACUUCAGCAGAUGUACCCCUUUCUAGUUCCAACACCAUCGAGGUAGGUGGGCUUGAUGGGGUGAAUGCUUUAUUAAAAGCCGGCGAAAUAUUCGGCCAUCACGGUCGUACUUGA